Prorocentrum cordatum is the source of this 1758-nucleotide messenger RNA. NCBI's taxonomy places the organism in Eukaryota, Dinophyceae, Prorocentrales, Prorocentraceae. The record is from the annotation of a GenBank genome assembly.
AUGUCUUACGCAUACCUAUUCAAGUACAUCAUCAUCGGUGACACUGGCGUUGGCAAGUCCUGCCUCCUCCUUCAGUUCACGGACAAGCGCUUCCGGACCGACCACGACCUCACCAUUGGUGUCGAGUUUGGCGCGCGCCUCAUCACUAUCGACCACAAACAGAUCAAGCUACAGAUCUGGGACACCGCCGGCCAGGAGUCGUUCAGGUCCAUCACGAGGCCGCUCGCCAGCGGGCUCGCGCGGCGGAAGGCGCACCGCGGCGGCGGCUCGCGGCGGCUCUCCUCGCAGGAGCCCGCCGCGGACACCGCCGCGGCGCCGCCCGGGCGGCAGAGACCAGCGGGGCUCGCCGAGAUGCGGGAGAGGCCGGAGUUCCAUAGUGCAGAGCACACGCUGGGCGUGUGGCGCGCUGCGUCAUCACGGGAGCGCGCGUGUGUGCCACAGAACAUGGGUGAUCCAGAAGUUUCUGGCAAGGUAGUGCAAUUCGACGGGCAGCCAUCGGUGCACAUGCCCGAUGCCAGACACGGGUACGCCGACAGGCGCCUGGCGCGCCCACCUCCGCCGUGCAGAGGCCGCCUGCGGCUCGGCCGAGGUUUGCUGGGCCGCAACGCUGCGAUCUACACCUACGUUGAUCGCGCUCGUAAGCUCAUCGGCCAGAGCAACGUCGCGCAGCUGGCCACGUUUGCGAACGCGCUUGCGCGGCUGGAGGUCCGGGACGAGCAGAUGCUGACGGAGCUGGCCCGCGCGCUGCGGGGGAAGUUCCGCAAGUGCAACACGUUCCAGGCCGCCAACAUCGCCAACGCUUUCGCCCGCCUCGUCUUCGCGGAGAGGACUGUCUUCCUGCAGCUUCUGCCCGCCUACGUCACGGCCCACAGCCGGCGCUUCAGCGUCAAGGACAUAGCGCAGGUGCUGAACGCCUACGCAAAGGUGCAGCUCCGCAGCACCAGCGUCUUCUCGUCCCUCGCGGGGCGCUGUCGCGCGCAGGUGCCCCGGAUGGAUUGCCACGCUCUCAGCGUUGUCGCCAACGCACACGCACGCCUGCUGGUACGUGACCAGCCGCUUUUCGAGGACAUGGCGCGGCAGCUGCAGUCGUGCGAGCACGCGUGCUCGCCGCAGGCGAUCUCCAACCUGCUCCACGCGUACGCCAAGCUGACGCCAGGCGACGCGGCUCCAGAGAUGGAGGGCGAGGGCGGCGACGCGGACGCGGCGCGGUGGCUCGGGCUGGUGGACAGCGUGUUCAGCUGCCUCCUGGCGCAGAUGGCACGCCUCCACGAGGGCGCGACGGCCCAUGGGAUCUGCGUCAUGGCCCACGCUGCGGCCAAGGUUGGUCAGCACCGACGCCAGCCACGCGUGCCAGCCACGCUAGCGGAGUUGGCGCUGGGCGCUGGGCUCGAGGCGUUCGCCCCCAGCCAACUCAGCAUGCUGGCGGUGGCCUUCGGGGAGAUGUGGCCGCUGGGCGGCGGCGGCGCCGCCGGCGACGGCGAGGACAGGGAGCGGUUCUGGGAGGCGCUCGCCUCCGCGGCGCGGGCGAGGGGCGGCGAGCUCGGGGCCGCGGACGCCGCGAACUGCGCCCUGGCGUUCGCCGCCAGCGGCCUCCCCACGGACACCGUCGUGCAGCUGGCCCUGGGGCGGCGUUGCCGAGAGGAGGAGCCGCCCCCCGGCGUGGCGGCCGCGAUGCUCGCCGCACACGCGCUCUCCGGCCUGCAGGACGAGGUUCUCCUCCCCAGCGUCGCCGCGCACGCGCCCAACAUCCUGUGGCAG